ACAACCGUGAUUUCAUAUUUGAAACAUGGCGACCGAAGGAGACGCGGGUGGUGUGUCCGUUGCAGAAACAGAGACAGGGGAGGGCGAUGCAUCAUUUGGUGAUAUGAGCACAAAUAUGGAAACCGAAUCCUCAAAUGGAAAGGAGGCAAUGGAGGCAGCGGGAGAUGGUCCAGAGGCGCCGGAGACGCAAACGGGCUCCGGGGACGAGGAGAGUGGCGGGCGUCAACUCGGAGAGGUGGAGCUGCAAUGCGCUCUCUGUAUGAAGUGGUUUACUGCGGACACUUUCAAAAUAGACACUUCAACCUGCCUUCCUUUCAUGACCAACUAUGUGUUUCACUGUAAUGUAUGUCAUCACAGUGGCAACACCUACUUUCUGAGGAAACAAGCCAAUCUGAAGGAGAUGUGCCUCACCGCCUUGGCCAACCUGACCUGGAGGUCACGCACUCAAGAGGAACACCCAAAGACAAUGUUUUCAAAGGAUAAGGAUAUCAUCCCUUUUAUUGAUAAAUAUUGGGAAUGCAUGACGACCCGUCAGAGGCCUGGGAAGCUGACGUGGCCCAAUAACAUUGUGAAGACAAUGAGCAAAGAGCGUGAUGUGUUUCUGGUCAAGGAACAUCCUGAUCCAGGAAGUAAAGACCCCGAAGAGGAAUAUCCAAAGUUUGGACUCCAGGACCAGGAUUUGGCAAACAUUGGUCCAUCAUACGAUACCCAGAAACAAACAACAUCGGUGGCUUCUACAGGAGGUCAGAAUGGUAAGAAAAAUCACAGUGAUUCAGGUGGAUCAGCAUUCUCAGGUGGCAUAGCUCCUGGAGGAACAGGCAAAGGCAGGGGUGCCAAACGCAAACAGCAGCAGCAACAGGAUGGCGCAACUGCAGGCACCACCAAGAGGACCCGCAGUGACCCGCUCUUUGCCGCCCAGCGCCUGCCCCCUCACGGCUACCCUCUCGAGCACCCCUUCAACAAGGACGGCUACCGCUACAUCCUGGCCGAGCCGGACCCGCACGCACCGGACCCAGAGAAGCUGGAGCUGGACUGCUGGGCGGGGAAGCCCAUCCCAGGGGACCUGUACCGGGCCUGCCUGUAUGAGCGGGUGCUGUUGGCCCUGCACGACAGAGCUCCCCAGCUAAAGAUCUCUGAUGACCGGCUGACGGUGAUGGGCGAGAAGGGCUACUCCAUGGUGCGGGCGUCCCACGGGGUGCGUAAGGGGUCCUGGUACUUUGAGGUGACGGUGGACGAGAUGCCCCCCGACACUGCUGCCCGCCUCGGUUGGUCUCAGCCGCUGGGUAAUCUGCAGGCCCCUCUGGGCUAUGACAAGUUCAGCUACUCGUGGCGCAGUAAGAAAGGCACCCGAUUCCACCAGUCCAUUGGCAAGCACUAUUCCGAUGGCUACGGCCAGGGCGACGUCCUGGGCUUCUUCAUCGAGCUGCCAGGCGAGACUGAAGUGGCUAAAGCCCUACCAGACACCUAUAAGGACAAGGCCUUGAUCAAGUUCAAAAGCUACCUGUACUUUGAGGAGAAGGACUAUGUGGACAAGGCAGAGAAGAGCCUAAAGCCGGUGAACACCAGCAAAAUGGUGUUCUACAAGAAUGGUGUGAGCCAGGGUGUGGCAUUUGAGAACCUGUUUGAAGGCCUCUACUUCCCUGCCAUAUCACUCUACAAAAGCUGCACGGUGUCUGUGAACUUUGGACCACAUUUCAAACACGCUCCAAAGGACCUCAAAUACCAGCCUAUGAGUGACAUGGGCUGGGGUGCUGUGAUCGAGCACACGCUGGCGGACAUUCUGUACCACGUGGAGACGGACGUGGACGGCCGCAGCCCGCACUGGGAAGGCUAACAGCAUCUGCACCUUGCAUCUUUUUUUUUCUCUCUCUCUUUCUCUCCUGUCUGUCCCUCUCUCUUAUCGUCACUCAGUCACUCGCAGAAACAUGGUUUGGAUCCUGAUACUUAAAUCAGAGUGAUUAAAAAAAAUUAAAGAGUAGGCCAGGCCAGGGCAGUAACAGUUCACUUUUGGAUACCUUCAUAAGUAAACAGACUGCAGUAGAACGCUGUAGAUGACAUUUCAGCUGAAACCAACAUGUUUGGCCUUUCCUUUCUGCAAUGUAUGUAACAAGAUUUCAUAAAGAGAAAAAAAGGAGCCGUCAGUAGAGUUACCCCCAGUGAUGAUUGGGUGUAGCAAUUAAAGAUAUGUACAAAAUA
Molecule: messenger RNA, 2196 nt
Organism: Sardina pilchardus (European sardine)
Lineage: Eukaryota; Metazoa; Chordata; Actinopteri; Clupeiformes; Clupeidae
Gene: ash2l
Product: ash2 like, histone lysine methyltransferase complex subunit
Exons: 17
Coding region: 26-1834 (602 amino acids)
Cellular component (GO): Set1C/COMPASS complex
Molecular function (GO): protein binding; transcription cis-regulatory region binding
Source: RefSeq, a predicted model, not a curated record